Messenger RNA from Trichogramma pretiosum, 1691 nucleotides. Its product is annotated as intracellular protein transport protein USO1-like. Lineage: Eukaryota; Metazoa; Arthropoda; Insecta; Hymenoptera; Trichogrammatidae. The coding region runs from base 386 to 1603 and encodes 405 amino acids. The record is from RefSeq and is a predicted model, not a curated record. The transcript has 5 exons.
GGCAGCGCGAGCACUCGGCCACUUGAUUUUCAACCACACACGCUGCAACAUCUCAGUUCCGUUCGGCAGUCGCAUCCCCGCACAAUACAUCAGCAGCAGCAGCAGCAGCAGAAGCAGCAGCAAAUCGUUGGUGAACCUGAGAUUCGUAGUCGAGUCGAGUAUAUGCGCUCUCUCUCUCUCUCUCUAAAAAUCUAACAUCUUCAAACAGUGAGCUAAUUGUUUGAACGUGUGAUUCGGUAGCGAUUGUCGCAUUGAUUCAACUCGAAUCUCAUUUUCACUGGAGGACACGAGGGUGUGAUAGUUUCAAUUAAAUCGUCUACGCAGAGCGCACAGAUUAGUUCCAGGUUAAAAUCUCCUUGCGGAAGAAAGAAAAUUAUCGAAAAAGAUGUCUACUCAUUCGAGAAAAAGCCAUGAAACAUCGACGAAAAAAGAACAUCAACCACCGAAGAUUAAAAAAACUAUAUUAACAGGUGAGGAUAGCAAAUCGUUCGCGAAAUCAAUUCAUGUACCAAGUCGAAAACGCAAAACAGACGAAGAAAUUCACAAAGAAGAGCACAAACGUCGUGACAGUGGCUCAGUCAAGAAAACAACGGAUACGGUGAAAAAACAACAUAAGAGUGGCUCGAGUACUCACAAAAUUCCCAAAAAAGUGGAUGAAGUCAAUGUCAAAACUGAACCAGCUAGAGAAGAUUUGUCGUCCAACAUUAUCGAUAUCACGGGGUCUCCUGUUCAUACGCCGGUUGAUGCUCCUGAAGGUUUAAUUGUAAAAAGUAGCGAUUAUAUCAAAGCAUUGGAAAGUAACAACGAAACUUUAAGCACAAUACUCCAAGAAAAAAUCGAAAUAAUUGCACAAUUCAAAGAUCAAAUAUCUAAAAAAGAUGCUGAACUUGAACAGCUAGAAAAAGAUAAUAUAUCAUUGAAAGAGCUUUUGGAAAAGAAGCAUGAACAGAUCCUUGAAAAAACUUCGAAACAACAGGAAAGUUCCGAGAAAAUUAUAGACAUUUGUCAAAAAAUGGAAAAAACAAUGAAAAAAAAUUCGGAUCUCUCAAGAAGUGCGGAUAAAUAUUAUGCCGAAAAUAAAAAAUUGACAGAAUUGAACAAAAAAUUGGAAAAAUCUAUGGAUAUUUUACGCAGUGAAUGUGAACGUCACAAAAAGAAUGAUGAAAGUGAUAAGAAGCUUUUGCAAGAACUGAAGGAGCAGAACGGCAAACUUUUAACACAGAAUAGUGAUCUUGCAAAGCAACUUGCUGAAUUGAAGUCGAUGCCCAGUCCCAAAAUAAUUAAAAAAGAAGAACCAGUCAAAUGUAAAUGCAGUGGGAUCAGCAGUAAUGAGGCAGAACACAUACUAUCAAUUCAACAAAAAAUGUACGACAAACUGGGUUCUAUUGAAAGAAAUAUGGACAAUAACAACAUUUCAAAUACCAAAUUUGCGAAGAAAAAUUGGGGAAUCAUGAGUAAUCAAAUAAAUGAGAUAAAACAAAUUGUAGUACAGACAAUAUCACGAGGGGGGAGUCCAGAUUUUCAAGAAACAGAUUAUCAUGAGCAAUUUGAACGGAAUAAUAUGCCAUCAUUUUCUGGGCCUCGAUAUCAUAAUUAUUCAUAAUAAUAGAAUAUUGUCUCCAUAGAUUAAGUUGAUUGAAUAAGAAAAAUUGUUUCUUAGCUAUUCGUAGGCAUACAACUUUUUUAUUGUA